AGAUUUGUCGCCAUAUUGGUGAUUUUCUUUAUACCUAGCGACUGUUUUUGACUAUACAACUAGUUAUUUUUCUGGCAACUAAACGAAACUGGGACUAUUUUUGACUACACUGAUGCCAAGUACUGUGAUAGAAGAGAUAUAAUUGGUGAUUUUGUCGACAUUUCUCCUACCAACCGGCUAAAUGAUUGUCGUUGGACCUGCAACGUGGCAAUCGAAUCACAGCAUUUCACAAAUGAAUCAGCUUCUAUGCUGCUUAAGGUACUAUGCUAGUGCAGGUCUUAUUAGGCAAACUGCUUAUUUCAUGGGAAUGGUUGCAAGCAUAGCCUGCAGAAUUGUUGGAAGGAUAUCUAGAAAUUUAGCCAGCUUAUUCCCAAGUUAUGUCAAAAUUCAAUUAUUUAAUUGUAACACAGGAUAUUGAAAUGCGUACAAUACAGAAUCACAAUGUCAAUACUGCUCAAGAAGAAAUGAUUAAUUAUUUUGGAAAUCUUUGAAUGUUUCUUUUUCUUGAGUUAUAAUGCGAGGAAUAAAAUAUUUUUGUUAUA
Acanthoscelides obtectus is the source of this 542-nucleotide messenger RNA. Lineage: Eukaryota; Metazoa; Arthropoda; Insecta; Coleoptera; Chrysomelidae. The record is from the annotation of a GenBank genome assembly.